Molecule: messenger RNA, 1375 nt
Organism: Suillus discolor
Lineage: Eukaryota; Fungi; Basidiomycota; Agaricomycetes; Boletales; Suillaceae
Product: NAD(P)-binding protein
Exons: 7
Coding region: 135-947 (270 amino acids)
Molecular function (GO): oxidoreductase activity, acting on the CH-OH group of donors, NAD or NADP as acceptor
Source: RefSeq, a predicted model, not a curated record
CCCCACAAAUUGAAUCCAGACUCAAUUCGGCAGUAAGCCUAUCACUGACACAUGAGUCUUCACCCCUCCGCCGCAUAUCCAAGUAUAAGUGAAGGUCAGGCCUGACGCUUGGUUUACAGUACUACAUUUGAAUCAUGGCCGAUUCCGCUACUCCAGCACAGGCAGACCAGCCCCACGUCGCACUCAUUACCGGCGCAGCCCAGGGCAUUGGACGCGCUAUUGCCCUGCGGCUCGCAGAGGACGGACUAGAUAUUGCCAUUGCAGACUUGAAAUCACAACGCACGACCCUCGACGCCGUCACGGAUGAGGUAAGGGCGAAAGGGAGGCGAUGUCUUGUUUUGGAGUGUGAUAUAUCACAAGAGGAGGAGGUCCAGCGCAUGGUACAGGCUACGGAGCAAGAGUUCAAUAGUUUGGAUGUCAUGGUAGCGAACGCCGGACGAAUCGUUGUGAAACCUUUGGUUGAUUCUACCCUCGUCGAUUUUGAUGAGAUAUUCAACACCAAUGUGCGCGGGACGUUCCUCUGCUUGCGUGCUGCAGCGCAAACUAUGAUCAAGCAGGGGCGUGGCGGGAGGAUCAUCAGCGCGUCAUCAGUAGCAGGGAAGAAGGGGAUGGCAUUCAACAGUAUUUACAGCGCAUCGAAAUCUGCCAUUCGAUCAUUCACACAGGCGCUCGCGAGUGAACUGGGAUCACACGGCAUCACCGUGAACGCUUACGCUCCUGGACCAGUUGAAACGCUUCUCCUGCGAAGCUCAUCCGAAGUAUUCGCGAAACAGGCAGGAUUUCCUGAUAGCAAGGCGUUCGUGCAAAGUUAUGAAACGAGUGUGGCACUGCGGCGGAUUGGAACGCCGGAAGACAUUGCAAACACUGUGUCGUUCCUCGCAAGCAAAGACUCUGCCUAUAUAACCGGGCAGACGAUCACAGUUGACGGGGGAUUAUGGAUGGACUGAUCAUGUACUUCUGUGCUUGUGGCCCGCAAAAAACACAGCUUGUUUGCAAACUACAUUGAGUCCUUGUAGAGAAUAAACUUGUGUAUGACUGUAUCUUCACCCUCUUUACGCCCACAUGACCUAGGCAAGGUAUGAAAGUGCACACAUCUCGCUCGUUCUUCGUGUUCCAUCUCCGAAACCUUGCAAGUAAAGUAGUCCUUCAGUGCUGCGUUCAGGCUGUCGCAUUGUCAUCAAGUGACUUGCACUGCAGUACUGGGGUUCCUUGGGAUAUGAAUAGGUCAGGGAGUAAAACUCGUCAUGCUCUUGUCAUUCUCAAAGUUAGUUAAGCUAGCCAGCAUGUGAGGCCUAGCCUACCAACACUAGUUUAAUGUCAUCUCUAGAUUCACAUUUAAUGUCCUAUCGCAAUCCACAUAUUCGGUGUUGCUACA